This is a messenger RNA of Stegostoma tigrinum, 4385 nucleotides long. RefSeq names its product small nuclear ribonucleoprotein 48 (U11/U12) (gene snrnp48). The record is from RefSeq and is a predicted model, not a curated record. Gene Ontology annotation, cellular component: cytosol; U12-type spliceosomal complex; nucleoplasm. The transcript is spliced from 9 exons. NCBI's taxonomy places the organism in Eukaryota, Metazoa, Chordata, Chondrichthyes, Orectolobiformes, Stegostomatidae. Bases 207 to 1307 code for a protein of 366 amino acids.
GGCUCUCAAGCGGCGCUACGUCAACGUAACUUGUUCCGCUCUCUCAGGCGGGGCGCGCUUUUGAUUUGGUUUGUACCAGUAUUUCCUCCGUGCGUUUUACGAAGUGAAAGGAAGAGUGUGUGUGUCGAUCUGACGGACGAGGAACUGGCUGUGACUGGAUUCGAGGCGCCGCCACCGCAGCCCGUAAUUCUCGCUGUGGCUGUAAAAUGGCGGCGGUCGAGGCCAACAUCGAGUUUUCGAAACGGCUCCAGAGCCGUUUGGAGCGCGUGAGCGAGCUGGCCGAGUUCGCGCGGGAAUGCGGCCACUCCAUCAACGGCAUCCUCUCCGAACUGGGCUGGAGUGGAGAGGGCCUAGGCCUCAGCAUCCCCCUUGCCGGGACACAGCCGCCUGAUCCCACUGUCACUUGCCCAUUUGAUGCAAAUCACAGGCUUCCAAAAUCAUUACUGGAAAAACAUACUGCAUCUUGUAGACUGAGGAAACUGGAAUAUUCUCCAGAAGAAGAGGCUGAAAUGUAUGAUCCCUCAUUUGCCUAUGAGAAAACUGUGGUGUCUACUUUUAAAAUGGAUAAAGAUUUGCAAGCUCAGAUAAUUCAACAAGCAAAAAGUAAAGCUCCACUUGGAAAAGAAGAUAAAGUGUUUUCUCAAGGUGAUUAUUCGUCAAUACCUUGUGAGGUUCCUGAGAAUCAUAAGCGUUUCAUCUGUGAUCUAACUCCUGCUGAUCGCCUAGCUAUCUACGAACAUGUUGUUCAAGAAACCAGUCAGCAAAGAACUAAAUCUUUUGAAAAUGAUGGUGAUUUGUAUGUGGACCUUGCUGCAAAACUUAGCCGAGAUGAUGAACAGAAAGGACCAAAGUCUCAUCUUGAAAUUCUUGCUGAAAUGAGAGACUAUAAACGUCGUCGUCAAUCGUACAGAGCUAAGAAUGUUCAUAUAACAAAGAAAUCUUACACAGAGAUAAUUAAGGAUGUUAUUAGUGUACAUAUGGAAGAAUUGUCAAGACAGUGGAAAGAUCAGAAUGACUCUGGGAGCUCAGAAGAACAUGAUGACCAAAACUGUUCAUUAUCUUUGAAAAGCUCUUCAGUUUCUCGCAGGAGAAGAUCUGGUGAUAAAAGAUCUCCUUCAAUGGAAUCUAAAUCUACUGGAAGUAGUAAGACUGUAGAACAUGACAGCAGGAGAAAGAACCACAGCCAAAGUCCAUGUGAACGGAGAAGUCCAGAUUGGGAUAAAGAAAGAGAUUCAAGAAAAAGACGAGAGAAGGACCAUCAUCCUCGAGAUGAGGACCGACAUCGAAAUUACAAGCGGCGCAAGUGAACUGGAAGUACAGAUACAGUGAAGCCCCGGAAUCCGACUUGUAAAGGAAUUUAUAAGUACUGAGUUCAAACUCUGACUUCUUUUUAAGAAACUGUACUCUUAAAUGAAUGUGCAUCCAGCCAUGGACAAAGAGUAAAUUGUUGAACAUCCAGUUGGUAUAACAGUGAACAUCAUCUGAAUGCAGUCACCCCAUUAUUACUUAACUGAUGUCAGCAGUAGUGAAGUGAAAAGUGUAAGAAUAGUUCUCACCAGAAUGUAUUGUGCAAAUGAAUUUAUAUAUUUUAGUACAAGUCUGGAUACCAUGAGUUUUAAAUAAUAUUUCCGAGUUGCUGAAUUUCAUUUCAGUGUGUGACAUUGUCUGAACUGUUAGAACUGUUUACAGCACAGUACUCUUGAAUACCAGUUCAUCUCCAUAUGGUUCCCUGCUUACCAACUGUAAUUUAUGCAUAUGUUCAAGAUUAUCUUUUUUAAUUAAAUGUUUAAACCAUAAACUGAAUUCAAAUGGUUUAGAAAAACAUUUAUUCAGUUUGAAAUAAAAUUUCCCUCUGGUCAUAUUUUGAGCAGCAUUUUUUAAAUUAGAAAUUACGGUUUUAUGAACUUAAGACAAUUAUCUCCUCUACAUGUCAUAUAAAUAAUGAUUGGAAUAAUUCUUGGGCUGUGUAAUAUUACUGACUGUGAAACUUCAGUUUUGUACACAUUUAAGAAAGGUAUUCAAAUGUCUGCAUUUAAAAGAAACAAAUACAUACUGGAUAACAAGUUCCUUGUUAGUUUACUUCAAGAAAGACCUUCAGAAAAACUUGCAUUUGUGUACACCUCCAUCUGUGGUGCAUCUUCAAGAUAUUGAAAACUACUUUACAACAAAUGGAUUACUUUUGAACUGCAGUCAUGCAGACAGCCAAAUCUGACAUGGCAAAUGACACAACAACUAAACCUUACAUUUGUGUUAGUUGUGGAAUGUGAGAAACGUCUGACCUUUUUAAUGUGGGAUCUUUUGAGUAAUGUUGUGCCACGUAGUCUGCUUACCCUGUAUAUCUGGCAAAAGGCUGUGAGUUGACUCUUAAUCAAUAAAUAUCAUUUUAUAUUACUAUUAUAACACAAUUAAUACUAUAUUAAUGACUAUGCUACAACUAACAAUUAACACUAUAAAUCUGACAAUUAAUACUGUAAAUCUAAGUCAGCAUCUUGUACUUUAACUUAACUUGGAAUGUUCAAACAUCACUACACUAGAUCUUGGCAUUGAUCUACGUGGUGACGAUCUUCCUCUCUCUGGUCCCGGGGAUGCCUCUUUAUGGUGGUUGAUCUUGAGUUACUGCUCCCAAGGGGGGGUGUUGUGGUGAAAGUUAUCCUUGGAAGCUUCCAUACUCCUUUGGGAGGAUCUUCAAAAUCUUACCAAUGGAUCAAUCAGGAAUUGAUCCCCCUAAUUGACUGGAUCCAGACAGGCAGUGGGGUAGUCUUUGGUCCUCUAUUUCUGAAAGUGUAAGAGGCACGUAAGUCAUGUAGACUAGAUAAGAGUGUGAGAUGUCCCUUUGUUCCGGAAAAGCUUGAUGUUUCUUAUUCUCAUGUGUUGUCUGCAGCUUGUUUAUUUCAGAAUCUUUGCACAGAUACUUUGGUCAAUACUUGGCUUGAUUUCCCAGCAUGCUUGGUGAAUUAUCAGAUUCUCCCAUUUUUGAGUGGCCCGUCCAGCUACAGUAAGCACGGGGUACCUCAUCUGACAUACUGCACUUCUGACACUGCAGAACUUCUGUCCUUCAAGCGAAUUAUUAGUUAAAAUUAUUUGCUCAGCUCUUGAGGUUUGAAUUUACAACUGGAAGAAACAGUGCUAACAACUGAGUGAAACUUAAUAUUGUAUUUACAACCAUGAAUAGAUUGUUCAGUGCUUCGCACUAAAAUAAUAUAUCUGGCUUCCUCGAAUUUCUAGGAAUAAACCACUGUUUUAUCCAACAUUUGGAUUUUUGUUUCUGUGAUUAUAUUAUAAUUUGAUUUUACCUUCAGUAUAGAGUCAAAGACUUGGAUUUAUUUAGAGCUUUACUGAUCACUGGCUCUAAAACACAUAGCCAAAUGCCUUCAAUCUUUCUGAAGUUCAUCAUGCUGUAGACACAGGCAGCCAGUUAGAACAUUGCCAGCUCCCACAAACAGCAAUACCACAAUGACCAGAUAAUGUGGUUUCCUGGUACUAAUUGAGGGACAAAUAUAGAUUGGAACACCACGGAUAGCUCCCCAACUUUUCUUCAAAAUAAUGAUCUGGGAUCUCUGCAUCUACCUAAGAGGGUGGUUUAGAGUCUUAUCCAGAAGGUAAGAACAGGACUCUAACCUUAAAAGUGUGAAUGAAGUCAUGUUUAUAUUGUCUAUAGGAGGACUACAAAAACAUUUCAACAAUGUUUAACAAUCAUAAAUUUCCGGUCAAUUCUGAUUUAGGAUGGUGAAUCAAUAUUUUCAUAAAAAUUUCUUUAAAUUUCUUGCCCAAGGUCAGAUCCCAAGAUGUUUACGCACAAUAUAUCUGCAAUGUCAGUGUGGUAUUUGCCCUGCACUGACCUUGCAAUAGCGUGUGUACUUUUUCUGCAACUGACUUCUUGCAGAAAGUAAAGAAACCUCGCAAUUUGUUUUAAAGGAGCCUGUUUUUCUAUGGGCUACAUAUCUGAAAUAAUAAGCUGGUAUGACUGACUGCACAUUUUAAGAUUUAUUUUGUUACAAUUCUAGCGGCUUUACCUAGUGUUAUUUAACUCAAUUCUUAACUGGUCUUAGAAUUCUAACUUUCUAAAACUAAACCUGAGUUGCAUGCAGCGGUAGGCAGGAACGUACACUGCAAACAAUGUGACUUCCUCUUGUUAUUUGGGGAAAAGUCAACCUCACUCUAUUGUAUCAUAUGCACUUAUUAAAAGAUAAACAAUCUUGAGAUUUUAGAGCCUCCUGUGGAACAGGUAAGAACAUCAGCCUACCACCCAUUUAUUUUGCUGGACUUGGUGGAAUUGGAAACUUGGUUUUAAUUACUGUUAUUGUGGAGAUAUUGACUUGUAGACCCUAACUUGUCAUCCAUUUUAAACAAAUCCCCAAAAGGGGAUAUUAAAAUGCUGUAAAUAA